AAGCCAAAAACCCGAUAGAACGUACAACACGUCAUGCGGCAGCACCAGAUUCAGAGGUAGAUGCAAAUAUUCCGUGCUGAAAAGUCACCCUUUUAUGUACCUAGAUAUCGCACAAGAGGAAUAUUCCGCAGUCUAACAACGAACUUCAAAGUGGCGUGGUCGUUUUCGGUUCGAAUUCAACAUCGCAAACAGCGCCACAGCGAAUAGAGUUUUGUUUUCUACACAAAAAAAAGCAGUAUCAGCGUUUUUAUUUAACAUACUCGUAGGUGCGUUUUUGCGUUCAUAUAAAUGAAGAAAAUGUUUCGAUCAUCAGCUUUGAUUGAAGAAAUUAAGCAAAAACCCAGCUUAUGGGAUCCUGCAUACAAACAAUCUGCAGGAAAAAAAAUUCGAGCUAAACAAUGGGUUGAAGUGGCACAAAACUUAUUCCCAAAUUGGAGUUCAAUGCGAGCACGCGAGAGAAACGAAAAAGUACAAGAGGUUAAGCGAAAAUGGAAAAACAUACGAGAUUAUUACAAAAGAGGCAGUAAAAAUUGGAAUGGCAAAAAAUAUGUGUAUUCACAUUUGCUUCACUUCUUAGAAGAAGAUUCAGCUGCACAAAAAAGCAUUUCUUCAAGAAAAUCCGAUGAAAAUUCCAUUCCCCCAACAUCAAUACAAAAAACAGAAAUUUUUGAAUUCGAAAACGAUGAAAUUACUCAAAAUGAAUCAAUUUGUGAAAGCGAAGAUCAUGAAGCCGUCCAAGAAUUCAUAAUAGCUGAGUCUGAUGUACCAUCAGCCAUUGAAGUUACCCCAGCAUCAGAACAAUUAACAACUGCCCAAAGUUGUUUUCAAAUUAAUUCAGAACCUGAUGGUGACAAUGACCAUGAAUGUACUAAUGACCAAGAGCCUCCGUUAAAAAGAAGAAGUCAGCAAAAUAGUGAAUGUGAUGAUGCAGAUAGAUGUUUUCUUCUGUCCCUAUUACCAGAAAUGAGAAACAUGACUGGAUUACAAAAAGUUGGUUUCAAAAUAAACGUGUUGAAUGAAUUGUCUAGCAUAAUGCGUGACCAACAAAGUUUAACAAUAAAAGAAGAACUUUUUUCUUAAAAAGAAAAAUUAUUUUUAUCAAACGUUAAUAUAAUGUUAAUAUUUUAUAU
This is a messenger RNA of Eupeodes corollae, 1130 nucleotides long. RefSeq lists its product as uncharacterized. The transcript is spliced from 2 exons. Gene Ontology annotation, molecular function: DNA binding. Gene Ontology annotation, cellular component: transcription regulator complex; nucleus. The coding region runs from base 289 to 1080 and encodes 263 amino acids. NCBI's taxonomy places the organism in Eukaryota, Metazoa, Arthropoda, Insecta, Diptera, Syrphidae. The record is from RefSeq and is a predicted model, not a curated record. Gene Ontology annotation, biological process: regulation of transcription by RNA polymerase II.